Molecule: messenger RNA, 1692 nt
Organism: Dioscorea cayenensis subsp. rotundata (Guinea yam)
Lineage: Eukaryota; Viridiplantae; Streptophyta; Magnoliopsida; Dioscoreales; Dioscoreaceae
Product: DNA-directed RNA polymerase III subunit 1-like
Exons: 11
Coding region: 1-1413 (470 amino acids)
Biological process (GO): DNA-templated transcription
Molecular function (GO): DNA binding; DNA-directed RNA polymerase activity
Source: RefSeq, a predicted model, not a curated record
AUGAAAGGCUUGGAAGAUCUUUCUGUUCAUUACGACCAGACGUGCGCAAUGCUAGUGGAGGGAGGAAGUUUCAGUUUGUCUAUGGAGACGGCGGCAUGGAUCCAGGCUCAAAAUGGAAAUCGCGCAGAGGGUUGCUUAUUGUCCUCUGCGAUUUCAAGGCUACGUGUCCUGCUAGAGAUGAGGGAUGCUUUAUCACCUUCAGAGAUAUCGAUGUUGUGGAUAACAGAUUCUCAAAUGAAAAUUAUGUUGGGGCCGAAAUUCCACAAAAUUGAAAAUGUUGCUGCUAAUAUAGCUGGAAUAACAUCCAAACAAUUAAAGGUGUUCUUGGAGACAUGUAUAUACCGUUAUCAUUUGAAAAAAGUUGAAGCAGGAGCUGCUAUUGGAGCCAUUGGAGCUCAAAGCAUAGGAGAACCAGGAACACAAAUGACACUAAAGACAUUUCACUUUGCUGGGGUUGCUAGCAUGAAUGUCACACUUGGGGUUCCUCGCAUUAAGGAAAUAAUUAAUGCGUCCAAAAAUAUCAGCACGCCAAUUAUUACUGCCAUUCUUAACAGUGACACUCUUUUUUCUGCACGCAUGGUCAAAGGCUGCAUUGAGAGAACGGUUUUGGGUGAGGUUGCUGAAAGUAUAAAGAUUGUACUGAAGCGUCAAGCAUCCAUAGUUAUCAAACUUGACGUGAAGAAAAGUGAAGACCUACGAUUGGGAAUUUCUGCAGAAAUUGUGCAAUCUGCAAUUUUGAAUCAUCCAAAACUUAAAUUGAAACCUGAUGAGGUCCGUGUUUUGAGUUUGCGAAAGUUGAGAAUCAUUCCUAAUGUAGGAAAUAGAAGCAAAUUGCGGUUUGGCCUUCACACUUUGAAAAGCAUGCUUCCAAAGUUGGUUGUGAAGGGCAUACCAACUGUUGAGCGUGCUGUCAUUAACAAUGAUAAAGGAAGACACCACCUGUUGGUUGAAGGGACAAAUCUUUUAGCAGUUAUGGGUAUUCCAGGAGUUUGUUCAAAGGAAACAAAGAGUAAUCAUGUCAUUGAAGUUCAUCAAACACUUGGAAUUGAAGCUUCUAGGAGGUCCAUUAUUAAUGAGAUACAGUAUACCAUGGGUACUCAUGGAAUGAGCAUUGACAGUCGUCACAUGAUGCUUCUGUCAGAUUUAAUGACUUGUAGGGGUGAAGUGCUUGGAAUCACAAGAUUUGGCAUUUCAAAGAUGAAAGACAGUGUCCUGAUGCUUGCGUCAUUUGAAAAAACUGCAGAGCACCUGUUUAAUGCUUCAUUCAGUGGUCGGGAGGACCAGAUUGAGGGAGUUAGUGAAUGUAUUAUAAUGGGCAUACCGAUGCAAUUGGGCACAGGAAUUCUCAAAGUCAGGCAAAGGGUUGAUCCACUCCCUGAACUCAAAUACGAGCCAGAUCCAAUUUUAAGUUGAGUGUCGUUCUUCAUGUACAUGCUUGAAUUGAUUACCUGCGCAAUCAAAUCAGACGAGAAGAAGCAUCCACAUAUCUGUUUUUCCUCACUGUGGUCUGCAUGCUAACCAUGUGCAAUCAGGUGCCUUAAUGUGUAUAUGUCUUAGACUGAAAAACGGCGGAGUUUAGGUAGAUGCUGAGAAGAGGCCUCCACCAUACUAGUUCACAAUUGCCCAUAAUUAAGUCAGAUGCACCGUUGCUCAUGAGUUUCAUAGUAAUUUUUUGUCUAUCCUUUUUUUUCC